This is a messenger RNA of Ceratina calcarata, 2100 nucleotides long. RefSeq lists its product as uncharacterized. NCBI's taxonomy places the organism in Eukaryota, Metazoa, Arthropoda, Insecta, Hymenoptera, Apidae. The record is from RefSeq and is a predicted model, not a curated record. The transcript has 2 exons. The coding region runs from base 569 to 1234 and encodes 221 amino acids.
AUAUGGUUUCCAUUCAGUUAGAAUGUCGUGUCGCAGAGACGGUCGUCCGCGUUAUCGUGAUUUCCAAUUCGAAUCAGUGAGGUACAUGUGAGAUUUGUACUCGGCUUUGUUCGCCGAGGUUUCAGAAAAUCUCGUGCGCGGGUGUUUGAAUGGAAAGCGAAAUUUCCGAUUCGUAUCGUUCACACCCCGGAUACGGAUUCCAAUGGUAACGUAGCCAUUUUGAAGCUGUCAAAACGAUUCUCUGUGUUUGAUCGUGGUCCGCGGUGCAGUGGCCGUUUCCUCGAGCCCGUCGCUUUGCUCGCGAUAAUCGUCAAGCAUUUUUGUAUGUCGCGUGCGACCCGCGCCCCGAGAAGUGCACACGCUCGUGGAGAUGAUUUAAUACGGAUCGAAUGCGCGCGACGGUGAUUUAUCACCCUGUCGUGAGGAAGAUGUCAAAGAAGGCUGCUGCGGAUCUUCCCAACGUCCUACCGAGUGUUUAGUAGCAGCGUCGUCGACGAAGACGUUCGAUCUUCACCGAGAUAUUGCUUGAACGGGGAACAGAAUACGAGUUCAGUGGAAAAUAGAGAAAAUGGCGACCGACAUUGAGGAAUCUGACACCGACGAUCACGAAAGGCCCGCUCCUCCUAAACGGCAAUGUACGCGACUCCUUAACAAGACCAACGAGACCAUUUGGGAUACGGAAAAGAGUCUGAACAAGCAGGAAGAGAAGACGGAAGAAACGGAGGACGUCGAAUACGAUGAUGCUGAGAAACAGGCGAGGGAGAAGUUGAAGAGAUGGCAAGCUUGCCAGGUGGCCAAAGGAUACGUGGACAACACCAUCAAUAUAGUACUGGAGAAUUACAUGUAUUCUCUCGAGGAAUCCAGAUUCCAGUUGUUCGGAGGGAAUGACAUGGAGGACACCGCAGUGAUGAUGGCGAUUCUUAAUCACGGCUUGUCUGCAGGGAUCGUCUCUCAGUCCACUGCUUGUUACAGCGCUCCAGGAUACGGGACCAACAAAAACGUUCGCUGCUCCUGUCCCUCCAACAGCGUCCAAGGAAGUUUUGAGAACGUAGCCACCACGUCCAGUGGUUCCUUGAGACUGAACGACUCGAAAACCACGGAGGAACGAACCAGACUUGACUGGGAUUUGGACAAGAUUGAUGAAAAUGAUCAGCAGGAGAAUAUUUUGGAGAGGGCCGUGGCGGAAGCUAUCAAGAAGAAGGGUCUCAGUGCUCUGAGCGUCGAUUACGGUUGAACAAGCUGAUCCUUACGUCUUAAAUCUAUACAAUAGCAUCGGAUAUCAUUUUUUAUGUACAGUGCAAAUCUGUCUCGAUUUGUACACGAACGAUCGCUUGUGAUUCCGAUCGAUCGGAAGAAUUUUGCGAACAACGUAUACUCUGUCUAAGCAACACGUUCUGACGAUCAAGCAUUUCUUCAUCCACCGUGGAUAAAUAUACAUAAUGUCUAGUUACGCAGAGAUGUACAGUACGUAUAUGCUAGUUUGAAACAUUUUCGGUGAGAUAGAUCUCAUUAAUACGUAGAGUUGGAAACGGGAUGUAGUACAAAGUUUCGUUCGCGUAAAAUCAAAAGUUCCAUCGUUCUACUAAAAAGAAAAUUGCAAUACGCUUUAAGUAUAUAUAUAAAUAUAUUAUACAAUGACUCGGUGACAUCGAUGGAUCGUUAUUCGUUCUUCAAAUUGACGAGGGUCCUAAUCCAUUCCAUACAGUAUUGCUUCAAUUCAUUCCUGAGCAGACGAAUCUUUAUCUUUUUGUAAAUUGUAAUUAACAAGUAAGUGAUAUACAUAAAUCGUGUUUGUCUUCUAAAUCUAGUAUUUACAGGUUUUAAGGAUGUUUUAACGAGGAGGGUUGAAUCUAUUGUACGUAAGAGUAUUAACGAGAAAUGCUUUUCUUUCCAAGACUUUUCCUUUUUGUAUACAAAGGCCUUUACACAGAGACAUACAUAUACAGGUACACACACGCACGAUAUUAUAUAUUUCAAUCGCCUGUAAAUAGAUUGUUACGUGAAUCAAAUUUUCAUUAACGUUUCAAGCGUGCCGUGUAACGGAGCGUAACAAAAUUCGUAUUUCUAGCAAUUAUGAAAUAAAGAAGAUAUAAACGAUCA